AUGGAACAGCCCCCGAGCUCGUCGCAAGAGGCGCUCCUCCGCCUCGAGAAAGGCAGCGACGCUCCGACCACGCAACUACACAAUGCAGCGCAAAUUCUCGGUGUCGACCUGAAACUGUGUGAGAGCCACCCAGAGACGCAUCGGAUCGCCCAGGCACAAGGCAAGGCCGCGCCGAAGGAGGAGUGGGUGCUCCGAUGGUUGUUGAAGAAACUCAGGAAUGGAAAGAACUUCCGCGUCGACCCCAACUCGUUCCUUCUUCUGCGACAGGUCAUUGAUCGUGUCUCGGCUAGGAACCUGGCCACGAUCCUCAAAGACCAAAGAUUCCUCUCCGUACUCUGUGAUACAGUGGCGGACCUGGAAGCAGAUAUCUCGGUAACGUCUGGCGGCGGCGUUCCCAUUUCGAGUCCUGAGUCGGACUCAAGCCAAACUUUGGCCAGCUCUCCACCUGCGAAUGACGGUCGGGGAUCUCAUGGGACAAAGCGCAAGAGAAACGAGGGGAAUGAUACCGAUGCCAUGGACCUUGACGAACAGCCGCAGAACCCCGCAUCCUGCUUUCUCACGUUCAUUCGUGCGCUGGACUGCCUCUACGGUAUUGUGACGUUGACUCAGCUCACACUGACUUCCGACGAAAAUGCCCAUUCGCUCCUGAAGCUGGCGUUGAGAGGCGAACCGGAGGUCGUUGCACGGCUGCUGGGCCAGUCGUUCCAGCUGUCAGCCGUGGCUAUCACGCAAUUUUCUCACGCUCGAAAGACGACGGAUCUUCAGCACAUGCUGUAUGUGCUCCCGGCAAUGCUUGAAAUGUGGGAGCUGAGGUCGUAUGGCCAAGACGAUAAGGAUCAUAAAGCAAGCAACGAUUGCUUUGCGCAGUCCUGCUUCGCCUAUGCGCUCAGACUUCAGCUCUGCCUACGUUCCAUCAAACUGGAUACCGAUGAGAGGGCUCACCUUCUUCACUCCAUUGAGCGCAUUCUUGCUGUACACGUACUACUGCCGGCUCGGGCGGCCUUUUAUGCCCGAGGUGGCACCGGAAUCGAUUAUUCCAAGGAGUCCAACCCGAACUGGAACUGUGUGCAACCAGUGACCGAUACUUUCAGGCCGAUCAUUCGGGAGCUCUCUAUGACCCCCCAAGCUGAGAGCAACGGCAACCAUGAAUCUGCCUGCGCUGCAUGGAAGUCUAUCGAGUUGCUCCCCGAACUCUUCGAUAAUGCCGUUCGUGCAGUCCCUAGAUAUGACUUCCGAAGGCAAACAGUCGAAGUUCCAUGGUUGGAGACCUUGUUUGUGUCUGUUGCAGAGCUGGCCUAUGACGCAACAAAAGAUGAUGAGCCCGAAUGCUACUCAUCUCGUUUCGUUUCAGUGUUGGAACAGCUUCUUCGUGUAGCUCUGGACCGAGACGUUGGCCUCACCCUUCACACCAUCCUUACGCAUACUCGCUACACGGGUCUUUUCCACAAAGGCCUGAAAGGAGUCGAGUGGGAUGUCACCGCUCUAAUGAUCAGCUUGGGGGUAGAUGUCUUCAUGCCCAACUCUGGAUUGCGUGACUCCCGAAUGCUUCUGGAUGCGUUGCUUGACAAGAUCAUGCUUCAAUGGCGCGAAAAUGACUCGAAGAAGGACGAAUACAAACUUGUCAAGAACAAUAUUGUUAUUCCGCUUCUCCGCGGUUUUGCAACCGCAAGAGAUCUUCCCACCUUCAUGGAAGUGUGGCACAAUCAGUUGAUCAUCCUGGAAGAGGCUCGUUCCCGAAAUGCGGAUUUGCCAUACUUUUCCGUAUGGGAAGACGAUGACCUGUGUGACACCUAUAGUGAUUUGAUGAAGACUUCGCCUACUGCCUCAAAUGUUGCGGCCCAGAUGCAUACCGCUGCCGAGACCAUCAGAGACUCUAAUGGGAAGGUCUCCGAAUCGUCCCAAUCGUACGCAAAAUUUGUCAUAAUGGAAGCCAGCUUCAGAGAGAAGGCUCUGGAUUUUCCUGAAUCGGAAACUGUGCUGUCUAGCUUCCUUGAGUUCCUGCGUGCCACCCUUUCCUCGAAGCAGGUCCUUCACUGGCGAUGGAGACUGUGGCGAUUCCUGCUCAAUGUUUUUCAAAACAAACUGGAAUCCGCCGAUAGUCCAUUCGCCCAAGCAACUAAUUCUCUAGUCGAAAUUGCGUCAAAGGUCAUCCAGCGCAAUCAUAAAAAGCACAAGGACAUCCCUCUCGCUCAUCUGGAGUCUUGGGAGGCAUACCGUUUUGUUUUGGCGGCUAUCAAGGACAAGCCAACCAAAGAGCAACUGGAAACAUUUGCUGUUAUCUCCGAUAAAGUAACGGACUUUGUGGUCUCGAUCUCGCCUGAUGAUGCUCAGAAAUCGAUGAAAGCGCCGUGGAAUGGCCGAGUGGAAACCUUAAGAUCUUCAGCAAAUCUGGCGUUUGCCUACAUUCUCGCCAACCAGAGAGCUCCACAAAUCUGGAAGCAGAUCAAGGCUGAGACACGCUCACGUCUCUUCGAGCAUCUCCUCUCGCUGGCCGCAGCUCAAUAUCGUCCUUCCCAGCUGCCUCUAGAAGCAACUUCCGAUGAUGCGCGAUUCCUUCAAAUGUGGGCUAGUAUGGUCUGUCACGAGUAUCUGCUGGGUGUCCAAGUCAUCGUGCCCGACUUGGCACUUCUCUUGAACAAGAGCAUCGAGAAUGAGUCUCCGAACCGCCGUCUCUGCAUGGAGAGUUUGCAGCGAAUCCCUGCAUCCUCCAUCACCCGAGGCCUACGAACCGUGCUCUUGGACAAGUUGCACAAUGUGAUUCUUCAGCAGGACAGUUCCCCUGAGGUGACAGUCGGACUCCUGACAAUGAUGGCAAAGCUGGCAGCUAUGCCCAAAAGCGAUGCUGCGGUAACCGGGGACUGGGAGCCCAUCUGGACCGCAGCCCGAGCAAUUACUUUGGAGGGCACUGAACUCGAUCUUCAGAUCAUGAAGUCCUUCCGACGCUUGCAUCGCGCGAUAAUCUCCAAGCUUUUGGUGCUGUCCGAGGAUGAACGGGUCAAGUCGUUCAAGACACUAUUUGCUAGAGUCUCCAAGCAGUCCUCCAAGUUGCGUCAAAUUGACCGUGAUUCCAUGGCGUGCUUCCUCCUUCGUCUUUCUUUGUCGGAACUCUGGGUGCAUCGCAGCAAGCUACACAAGGCUUAUUCUGAAGAUGAACUGGCCUCCUGCCGUCAACGGGUGUUUGGCUUGGUAUUGGCGGAAAUGAAAUCCGUCAAGGAUCAAUGCAGGAAGCAAAAACUGGAGGAGACUAUCACCCUGAUCAAGACGAUCGAUGCCCUCGAAGACUUUGAGGACAUGGCACAGAACAAUAUCGAGGUCGAGAAGUUCUUGACGAAGAUUGAACAUUACAUGGAGAUGUCGGUGGACUCGGGCCCUUCUCGAUUGAUCCGCCGACGCCUCCUUGCAACCAAGGGGCCAGAGAAGAGCAUUACAGAACCGGUGCUUCGCGCUGCCGAGACUCUGACCCUCCGGUCGCUCUAUGCCGAGGAUCAGCAGCUCUUUAUCCGCGCCACUACCGAGCGCUUCCGUUCUAUGCCCGCCGAGCUUAGUGGCAAGAUUAUUCAGGAACUAUGCGUGUCCGGUCUGAGAGAAGAGAAUUCUGGAUACCGACUACUCGUUGUGUACCUCGCUGUCGCAAGUAUUUCUGGCGUGGAAGAUAAGGAGAAUGCCGUGGCUCGUGAACUGUCUUCGCUCUCUACAACUUUGGCUGAAACCAUCGUGCAAUGCACUUCGGUCGAGCAGUUCUGCUUCGCAACAGAAUGUCUGACCUUACUCCUCCGAGUUCACUCCCGCUGCCUUUCCCAAUCAAAUAUCGAUUCCAUCCUGGCCUCCAUCACGGCCGCAGCCUCUUCCGACGGCCCACAUAUCUCGCCUAAAUACGCCCCUACAAUUUUCUCCCGUCUGUGCCGCCUGCUGGGCACUGUUCUGGGUCUUCAGCGUAUCAAGAUCGGUGGCCGCUUCCACCUGGUGAACAAUGCCAUGGGUCGGCUGUUGGGCUGUCUAUUCGCGCGGUCUCGCAAGCGCCCCCGCUCCGCUCGUGUUAAGUCGAGUAUCUCACAGCCUUUCUGGCUGGCUCAGCUCGAUGUUUUCCAUGCUACGCAUUUCACUCGCCUUCUUACCACACUGUGUGACCCGACCUUGUCCGCCGUCCUUCGCGUUCAGCCUGGUUCCUCACGCGAGGCUCUUACCGAUGAAACUAAGAAGGUAAAGAGCAUCGCGGGUCAAUAUCUCAAGUACAUUGUUAUGAAGUACGCGCAAAACUCUCUGCAAGGCGCCCUGGUUCCAAAUAUCAAGGAUGCGCUUAUGCCUGGUUUCUACGCUGUGCUCGACGUGAUGUCGAAGGAGACUUUGCGCUCCCUGAAUUCCCAGCUGGAUGUCUCGGCCCGAGCUGUGUUCAAAUCGCUCUAUGACGACUAUGUCAAGUUCGGCAAGUGGAACAUGGCUUGA
Molecule: messenger RNA, 4443 nt
Organism: Penicillium argentinense
Lineage: Eukaryota; Fungi; Ascomycota; Eurotiomycetes; Eurotiales; Aspergillaceae
Product: ribosome biogenesis protein URB2
Exons: 1
Coding region: 1-4443 (1480 amino acids)
Biological process (GO): ribosome biogenesis
Cellular component (GO): nucleolus
Source: RefSeq, a predicted model, not a curated record